This is a messenger RNA of Talpa occidentalis (Iberian mole), 6253 nucleotides long. It is a transcript of the gene ZNF354A, whose product is annotated as zinc finger protein 354A. The transcript is spliced from 4 exons. The coding region runs from base 859 to 2775 and encodes 638 amino acids. NCBI's taxonomy places the organism in Eukaryota, Metazoa, Chordata, Mammalia, Eulipotyphla, Talpidae. The record is from RefSeq and is a predicted model, not a curated record. Gene Ontology annotation, biological process: regulation of DNA-templated transcription.
AGGCUCCGGCCGGGCCUUCAGCCGCCGAGGGGUUGGAAGGGCCCUUGUGGGCGCGGAUGAGCCUAGGGCCGGGCGUCCCCAAGUCUGUCGCCCCGCCCCCACUCGCGCUCCCCAGAAGCUCCGCUGAACCUUCUUGUCGGGCCUUUGAUCCCCUUUGGCCUCAGGCCCCUUUCCAGCUUCCUCCCAGCCGGUCCCUGGGUGCAGCCUGCCUGGCGGUGUUUGAAUUUGCUACUGGUCAUCACGAAAGUGAGAAAGUAAAUUUCCCCUAACCAUCGCCGCCGUCUUUCCGGGUGGCUGGCGUAAUCUUCUACCCUACCACUGAAUUGCCGGCUUCCCCAGCGGCAGAGCCAGGACUGGAACCCAGAUCUUUGGUUUAAGUGCUCUCUAUUGAAAAUGGCAGGCCCCUCUCCACUCCAUAGGAAAACUGACGUUUUCCUUUCACGAAGCAGUUUUCUGUGAAAACCUGGUUAUUGAUUUCCUACAGAAGGGGGAGGUAUUGUAUGGGAAAAGCUUGCAGUAAGGUUAUAAGGGAUACUGUCGACUCCCUGUGCUUGGAAUCCUGGUGCCACCUUCACAGGCCUUAGAAACUAGAGCAUGUUACUUCCAGUCUGUUCUCAGUUUCCUAAGCCAUGAAAUGGGAGAGCUGGCAAGGCCAAGUGUAUUGCGGGACUCAGUGAUGUAGGUGGGGCCUGGCACUCAGUGCCUCCUGCUGCAGCUACUGAUAGAGUUCUGUGGCCUUUUUCUCUGACCUGAGGAAAGAGUUGGACCUGGGCCAAUAUACCAGGAUGGCCCAGCCCUUCUCUCUAUUCCUGUCUGCUCCUGUCUUAGCCCUGACAUGGGGUCAUUCUCAGGUGGUCUAUGGAUUUCAGAGUUGGUGACAUGAGGGGCGAUGAGCAAAAAGUGGCUUCCUCCUGCCUCUCUUUUUUUCUUCUCUCAGAUCAGCCUUCUGUAGACUGCCCAUGCUCAGGAAGAAGAGCCCAGAAAGAAAACAUGGCUACUAAACAUAGGGAAACAAAGUCUCAGGUAUCAGUGACAUUCGAGGAUGUGGCUGUGCUCUUUACACGGGAUGAAUGGAGAAAGCUGGGUUCUUCUCAGAGAAAUUUGUACCAGGAUGUGAUGCUGGAGAACUACAAUAACCUGGUCUCAUUGGGACUCCCAUUUUCUAAACCAAAAGUGAUCUCCCUGUUGCAGCAAGGAGAAGAUCCCUGGAAGGUAGAGAAAGAAAUUCCUGGAGAUACCUGUCUAGAAUGGAAGAGCAGUCAUAAAACCACAAAGUCAACACAAACAAAAGAUUCUUCACUUCAGGAGUUGAUAAUGAAAAGCUCCAAUAGGAAUGGACCCUGGGACUACAACAAAUCAGAAAAACUCUACAUAUAUGAAGACAGAUUAGAGAAAAAAGAAAGUGUCCAGAUAGUUUCAGUCACCAAUAAAAAAUUUCUCGCUGUAGAAAGAAGACAUAAAAAUAAUGAAGUUGGCCAGAACUUCAGCCCAAAGUCCGAUCUUGUUAGGCAACAGAUGGUUCCUAGACAAAAAACACUACUACACGGAAACAGUUUCAAGCAAAAUUCAAAUUUGCUUAUUCAACCAAAAAUCAACAUAGCAGAGAAACGCUAUAAAUGUAGUAUUUGUGAGAAGACCUUCACUAAUACAUCGUCCCUUCGUAAACAUGAGAAAAACCAUAGUGGAGAGAAAUUAUUUAAAUGUAAAGAAUGUUCAAAAGCCUUUAACCAAAGUUCAGCUCUAAUUCAACAUCAAAUAACUCAUACUGGAGAGAAACCCUACAUAUGUAAAGAAUGUGGGAAAGCCUUCACUCUUAGUACAUCCCUUUAUAAACAUUUAAGAACACAUACUGUGGAGAAAUCCUAUAGAUGUAAAGAAUGUGGUAAAUCCUUUGGCCGAAGGUCAGGCCUUUUUAUACAUCAGAAGAUCCAUGCUGGAGAAAAUCCCUAUAAAUACAAUCCAGGUAGGAAGUCAUCUCUUCCUGGAUGUCAGAGAAUUCAUUCCAGAAAGAAGUCCUAUUUAUGUAAUGAAUGUGGCAAUACCUUUAAAUCUAGCUCAUCCCUUCGUUAUCACCAGAGAAUACAUACUGGAGAAAAGCCUUUUAAAUGUAGUGAAUGUGGGAGAGCCUUCAGUCAGAGUGCAUCUCUAAUUCAACAUGAAAGAAUACACACUGGAGAAAAGCCCUAUAGAUGUAAUGAAUGUGGAAAAGGUUUCACUUCUAUUUCACGACUUAAUAGACACCGUAUAAUUCAUACUGGUGAGAAGUUUUAUAAUUGUAAUGAAUGUGGUAAAGCCUUAAGUUCCCACUCAACACUUAUUAUUCAUGAAAGAAUUCAUACUGGAGAGAAACCAUGUAAAUGUAAAGUGUGUGGGAAAGCUUUCAGACAAAGUUCAGCUCUCAUUCAACAUCAGAGAAUGCAUACUGGAGAAAGACCCUAUAAGUGUAAUGAGUGUGGGAAAACAUUCAGGUGUAAUUCAUCCCUCAGUAAUCAUCAGAGAAUUCAUACUGGAGAAAAACCGUAUCGUUGUGAGGAAUGUGGGAUCUCCUUUGGCCAAAGUUCAGCUCUUAUUCAACAUCGAAGGAUUCAUACAGGAGAGAAACCCUUUAAAUGUAAUACAUGUGGGAAAACUUUCAGACAAAGCUCAUCACGCAUUGCCCAUCAGAGAAUUCAUACUGGAGAGAAGCCUUAUGAAUGUAAUACAUGUGGGAAACUUUUCAACCACAGGUCGUCCCUAACUAAUCAUUAUAAAAUUCAUAUUGAAGAGAACUCCUAGAAGUAGAUUUGCAUGUUUGAAGGCCUUAAACUGAAGCUCAUCAGAAUACACUAAGAAUGAUAUAUAGUAAGUAUAAUGGUUAUGAAAAAGCAUCCUAUAAUUUAGUUCUCAUAGAUACUAAUUCCAAAGAUACCCCUUUACUAUAUAAUAGAAUAAGAGGAAAGUGAGGUGUUCAUUACUGUCAUACCCUUUCUAAGAUAAUGUGAAAUGAAUAAUUCACAAAUGAAGGCAUUGACUUUGGGAAUUUGUAAAAUAAUAUGUCUUCUUUCUAAACCAAUGUACAAUAGGUAUCUUGUGUGAUACUCAAAACAUCUGGGCAGGGGGAGCUGUGUAUUAAAUUUCUCAUUUUUAAAUGAAUAAGUUUUAUAACAUUUUAAUGUAUAUAAGGUUUGGUCUGAGAAAAUAUACAUUUUUAGAGAAAAGGAUCAAAUAAAAAGAUUAAAAAUGAACUGUUACUACCUCUUAGUUUCUGGGGUUAGUUUUUUUCCUGACCCACUGUCAAACUUUGUGCAUGCAUUUCACUUAAAAAUAGAAAUAAAAGUCUCUUCCUUUGAUCUUUUGUAGUUGCUGUAAACUAGGAGUGUUCUACCUAAUUCCUAAUCUUAGAAUUUUUUUUCUCUGCAUUUGUUAUGAAAAGAUACUGGCUAUAUAAUGUCAGUUGUCAUCUUAGAAAAAAUUAAAUGGAAAACUGAGCAAUUAUUUCAAGUUUAAAGUUUACACAUACAGGGCCUACCUGGUGGUGCAGCCAGUUGAGCACUGCGCUGUGGAGCCGGUUCAAUUUCCAGCUGGCCAGGGAGAUUACCAGAUGGCAUGGCAGACUUCUGUCGUGCCCACUGCUCCCCUCAGCAGUGUUUCAGUCCUUCUGCCUGUUCUGCUCCCUACUCUGUCUCGGGUGAAUUCUCUUGCCCUCCCACACCUCUGGCCUGUACCCCAGUGAUUGUAUAAAUAAAUAAAUCUUUUUAAAAAAAAGCUUAUACAUACAUAUUAAUGUGUAUUUGCAAAAGAGGCUAUCAAAAAUUUAAUGACUAACAGUUGUACCCAAAUCUUGAAAGGCAUGUCAUUUUACGGGGGAAAAAAAACUUUCCCAACUUUCCCUAGCUUGGUGCUCUUUCACUCUUUAGUAACUUUAAGAAGAUGAAAGGAAUAUAAACAAUUCAGAAUUUUUUUUUUAAAUACAAGCUGUAGGGCAGGCACUGUACUACAUACUGAAAUUUCAAGAAUGGCCCCAACCACAAACUGGGACAAAGAAGAUGAAGCUGGGGGACUAGCAGAUAAGUAAGCAAGUCAUGUCACAGUAUGUUAAAUGUGGUAAUAACAGAUGUGAUAAUAUGUUGCAGUGCACGAAUGUACAGGUUUACACAGGAUGAAUAGAAGAUUGAAUGUAAUCGAAGAAACCUGAGAGAUUAAAAACUUUCCAGGGCCAGGUUUUGAAAUAAUAUUAAAAAGUCUGGAGAUAAGCACGCCAAAAACAACAACAAAAAAUAAAAAUAGAAAAUGUAUGUGUAUAGAGGCUGGUGGGGAAUAUCCUGACAUGUUUGUGAAAGCUCGAGUGUUUUCAAGUGAGCCUACAAAUGACAGGUGUUAGAAGACAGAAACCAGAUAACAAAAGGCCUAUUUGCCAUUGUAAGAAGUUUGGAUUUUAUCCUAAAAUUGAUGGGGGUCAAAAAGGAAAAUUGUUAGGGCAACUGUAAAGGGUGAAUUUAGAGAGUUGAACAAAGCUGUAUAAAAUGAUUCCUAGAAGUCUGAACAAUUCUAAUUCAAAUAUAGAUGAGUCCGAAUGGAUGGAGAAUAGAAGAUAAUGUAUUAGAAAAAUGACAUGAUUUUUAGAAACAGAUGAGGUUGGUGAGUGAGAAGGCAGCUGACUCAGGGAAGGUUAGCAGGUGUCUUUAAUAGGACAUGCCCAGCAUUAAUGUGUUGUCCUGUAACUAUUUCUCUGGUGAACCUUAAUUCCCCACCACCACCACCCAUAGCAAAAAUUCAGCAGGCAGUGCUGUUUUUCUAUUUCAGCAUUGUUAACUAAAUUACCUAAAUGACAACACUAGAUGAAAAUCACUCAAGCUGAUCUGUUAAUUACAGGUCAGCUGAAAGCAGACAGCCCAGUGUCUCCAGACACCAACCAGUGAAUGCCUCAUUCCAGUGACUUGCUUCUGAAAGUAUGCCAGUCAAUUACAAUUGUAUUCAAGUGAUCAUACAAAUAUAUUUGAAAAUCUGUCAAUCCAUAAAUUCUCCUGUUUCUAAAAAUCCAACAAACUUGACACUAAGUUUUAAAAAAAAAACCUUUCGUGUGAUCUGCUCUGGUUACUAGAAGACAGUUCUCCCUUGCUGACAUACUUAAAGUUCACAUAUUAAGUUCAAUUUAUUAUUAGUUUGCAAUGAUUUUAACAAGCCCAAUUUACUGUUAGAGCUCCAGUGACAAAUUGACUAGUGAGGCCCUGAUACUAUAAAUUCAAUAUUCUCAAUGAUUCAAAUUAUUCUUUUAUGUGUGUACUUGAAUUUCAAAUACAAUUCCAAAUACAAUGAUUAAUUUUCAGACGUUGGCUAUCUAUUAAGUUAAAUGUCACUUUGAAGCCUUCUGCACUAUGAAAUUGUUCAUUCAGUAUUAAAAAUGAUGGAAAGUCAGAUAUAAACCAGCAUAUGCUAACAACUAAAUCUAAGUGAUGAUUGCAAGUGAAUAAAGUGAUAAAUUUUCUGGUGAAAAGAAAUUCAGAUAACAAUUGCAAGAGAUAUCACCAAAAUGGCAACAGAAGACAUCCCUUGCUUUGCUUACAAGAGGAACGAUUAGGUACUAACAGGACACUACUGAGAGAAUCUUACCACCACAGUAGUGAGGGUGAAGCACCCUCUGGACCUCAGAAACCAACACAGACCUUAUUUUAGAAGGAAUACUGAGGAGAUUCAUGCAUUGUUGUAAUGAUACACAGAGGUAGUAGUCUUGGAUGGGAGGAGAAUGAAUAUGACAAAGAUGCCAACCUAAACAAAGGCCCUCAGAUGGGGAAAGCAGAGACAAUGUGGAGGCCCAUGCCCUCAACCCAAAGCAGAGAAGCUGAGGUAUUCUACAUGGACUGGCAGCAAAAAAAGACACAAAACAAGUCCUCUAAACUACCCUUCCCCAACCCUUGGGAUUUGUACUGGCAUUGUGAAGUAUACAAUAUCAAGUAGAUUACUAAAUUCCAUAUCUGGGAGUCUAAAGAGUAGGAAAAAUAGUAAGCAAUGAGUCAGUGAACUUGAAGAGAGAUGACUAAAAAUCCACAUGCAAGAAGAAAGAAGAUAGUUUUUAAUGAGUUUACUGUCACUGCAAACUAUUUAGAUAAUCAAAGGUUUGCUUGCUAUUACAUGCAAGAGUGUUGCCCAUAUAUAUAAUUGAGGGGAAAACUCAGGAGAUUUGCAAGACAUUCAAUAUAUGACCAUUGAAGAAGAAGCAGAACCAGUGGUGUGAAGAGAAGUGAAAUGCUGUUCCUGACACUGUAACACUGUAAGU